This is a messenger RNA of Cylas formicarius (sweet potato weevil), 1348 nucleotides long. It is a transcript of the gene Ufd1-like, whose product is annotated as ubiquitin fusion degradation protein 1 homolog. The coding region runs from base 157 to 1056 and encodes 299 amino acids. Gene Ontology annotation, cellular component: VCP-NPL4-UFD1 AAA ATPase complex. The transcript has 7 exons. The record is from RefSeq and is a predicted model, not a curated record. Gene Ontology annotation, molecular function: polyubiquitin modification-dependent protein binding. NCBI's taxonomy places the organism in Eukaryota, Metazoa, Arthropoda, Insecta, Coleoptera, Brentidae.
UUAUAGUCUGUAUUGAACAUGAGCAUGAACAAAUAACUUGUCAUUCUCUGUUUAAGAGUUUGUUGAAUUUACGUACGUAGGAACAAACAAAUAACCAUAACAAUAUCACAAGAAGUGCUGAAGUAUUUUAAUUUUGGUAGUUAACCAAGCCAAAAUAUGUUUCAAUUCGGUUUUAACAUGUUCCCGGAGAUCCCGCGACCAUUUAAUGUUACUUACCAAAGUUAUUCAAUUGCAAUGCUACCAGGAAAUGAAAGACAAGAUGUAGAACGGGGUGGCAAAAUAAUUAUGCCACCAAGCGCUCUGGAGCAGUUGACUAGACUCAAUAUAAAUUAUCCCAUGCUAUUUAAGUUGGUCAAUAAGUCAACUAACAAGGUAACACACUGUGGGGUCUUAGAGUUUGUAGCCGAUGAAGGAAAAGUUUAUUUGCCACUCUGGAUGAUGCGUAACAUGAUGUUAGAAGAAGGUGAUUUGGUUCAAAUGGAGAGCAUUUCACUGCCAGUUGGUACAUUUGCAAAAUUUCAGCCCCAUUCACCAGAUUUCCUGGAUAUAACCAAUCCAAAAGCAGUUCUGGAAAAUUGUCUGAGAUCAUUUGCCUGUCUUACAACUGGAGAUAUUAUUGCCGUUCAAUACAACCAAAAAAUAUAUGAAUUGUGUGUGUUAGAAACUAAACCAGGAAAUGCCAUAAGCAUUAUAGAGUGUGAUAUGAAUGUGGAUUUUGCACCCCCCGUGGGAUACAAGGAACCUGAGAUGGUUAAAAAACAGCAAGAGGAGACUAUGGCGGUUGACCCAGCGGAUUUGAUGCCUGAACCAUCUGGGUUUGUAGCAUUUAAAGGUGCAGGAAAUAGAUUAGAUGGCAAGAAAAAAAAGGAAUCCUCAGCAUCAGAAAGCCCUCUUCCAAAACCAGUCUAUGUUCGUGGCAUACCUGAUUACGAUUAUGAAAUUGGGACACUUAAAUUUAUAAGGAGGACAGUUAAACAAAAAAGCAAUCAAAAUGAGGAAUCUGAUGAAUUUAAACCAUUUAGCGGAGCCGGUUUUAGUUUGCGAAGCAGAAAUUGAGUCUUUUAGCUUUUAGAAUUAAUUUAUUUUUAGUAAAUGUUUUUAGUUUGAAUUUUCAUAAUUUUUUAAAGCAGAUACCAGUUUUGUUUUAUUUUUGGAAGUUGUUGCAAAAAGUUUGCAAAUAAGAAAUAAUGGUUUAAUGGAUUGUGAAUGUCAUUUUAAUUUUGAAUUUCACCAUUCAAUUAGGCCAUUGUUACAUAUUUAUACACACAGGUUGACCCUUUAUCUUCUGACAAUACCUUAUCUAAAAAUCUUUUCAAUUACAUAUAUUAUAUUUUUCUUUUAAUUAUAU